AAUUUAACUGUUUCCUGUUGAAAUUUUAAUCUUUCGAUUUUCUUGUAUAAUCUAUGUUCCUUUUCCUUGUGGUAUGGUGACAGCGUAAGUUGCCGAAUAAGCAACCAACAUGCCGCAGAACGAAUAUAUUGAGCGCCAUCAAAAGCUUUACGGUAGACGGCUAGAUUAUGAGGAGAGAAAACGGAAGCGUGAAGCUCGUGAGCCUCAUAAACGCGCUGAAAAGGCGCGCAAACUCCGCGGUAUCAAAGCUAAAAUAUUCAAUAAGGAACGCCGCAAUGAAAAGAUUCAGAUGAAAAAGAAAAUCAAAGCGCACGAAGAGAAGAAUGUCAAACAGAACACAGAGAAGGUCGCCGAAGGUGCCCUGCCUGUUUAUCUAUUGGACAGGGAUGUUCAAUCUAGGGCUAAAGUAUUAUCUAACAUGAUAAAACAAAAGCGUAAAGAGAAAGCUGGAAAAUGGGAUGUCCCCAUCCCUAAAGUGAGAGCCCAAGCGGACGCAGAAGUAUUCAAAGUCCUAAAAUCUGGUAAAUCAAAAAGAAAAGCUUGGAAACGCAUGGUCACCAAAGUAACAUUUGUAGGAGAGAACUUUACUCGUAAACCUCCUAAAUUUGAACGAUUCAUCAGACCUAUGGCACUGAGGUUCAAGAAGGCACAUGUCACACAUCCUGAACUAAAAGCAACUUUCUGUUUACCUAUAAUAGGAGUCAAGAAGAAUCCAAGUUCACAAAUGUAUACAAGCUUAGGUGUCAUAACUAAGGGUACAGUGAUUGAAGUUAAUAUUUCUGAGUUGGGUCUUGUCACGCAGGCUGGUAAAGUUGUGUGGGGUAAAUACGCUCAAGUCACGAAUAAUCCGGAGAAUGAUGGCUGCAUUAAUGCUGUGCUGUUGGUCUAAUUUAUUGUUGAGUCAAGGGAAAAUCAAGAUGCUUCAAUUACAUCUCUUGAAUUGUGAUAAUUAUACUUUUAAUAAUGAACAUGUAUAUUACAAUACAUAAAAUUUAUAUUGGUUGCAAUCUUUAUGGACUGUUCGUACCAUGUAAUGAAGAAUACUUGUUUUACUAAUUGUAUAACAAUAAAAGUCUACCGUGAAGUACA
Molecule: messenger RNA, 1089 nt
Organism: Bombyx mandarina (wild silkworm)
Lineage: Eukaryota; Metazoa; Arthropoda; Insecta; Lepidoptera; Bombycidae
Gene: Ip259
Product: NSA2 ribosome biogenesis factor-like IP259
Source: RefSeq, a predicted model, not a curated record